AUGUCUUUUGGAAAAUUUCGAUUAUAUGGAAGUGCCGGUUGGGGAUUUUCAAUGCUUUUAAUGGGUAUUGGACUUGAUUUCUCUGAUACUUUUCAUAAUCAUCCAUGCCCUACCAAAAAUACAACAGAACGUAAUUAUACUUUGUGUUUUGUAACGUGUACUUUAUUUGCUUUAACUUCAAUGGCCAUAAUUACACAAUUCCGUUUUCCUCAAUCUUCAGAACAACAUCGACCAGAUGAAGUUAAUGGUCUGGUUAUGGAUACACGUAUUGAAGAACUUGACCCAACAGUUGCACAAAAGACAAGAGCAAAACAAUUAAAUGCAAAAACAGAGGAGGGGACAGAUUGGAAAAAUGCAUUAAAGGCAAUGUUGUUAAAUAUCCAUUUUGUUGCUUUCCUUCUUGGAAUUAUUUGUAUCGGAUUUGGGGCUGGAAAUGCUUUUGCUUUCCUUUUUUGGCAUUUACAAGAUUUGGGGGGUUCUCCUUCACUUUUUGGAAUGGCUUCUGUUGCAAAUCAUGCAGCUGAAAUUUGUUCUUUUUUCUAUGCUUUUAAAGUUAUUAAUAAACAUGGAUAUAUUAAAACUUUGUAUAUUUGUUUAGGGACUAAUGUUGCUAGGUUUUUAAUUCUUUCUUGGAUUUCUAAUCCUUGGCUAGUUCUUCCUCUUCAAAUACUUCAAGGAAUUGUACAUUCUAUUAGUUGGGCUAUGGCUACAUCUUAUGUUUCAAUUGUUUCUCCUCCACAUUUAAAAGGAAAUAGUCAACAUAUUUUAACAAUUCUUUAUCACGGUCUAGGUCGUGGUGUAGGUCCUAUAAUUGGUGGAUUUUUUAUUCGUUCAUAUGGAACACGUGCUUGGUUUGCUCUUCUAGCAUUUAUUACUCUUUGCAUUUUGGGAGCUUUUUAUGCCGUUAAUUUAAAAUUAAAAAAUGCAGCAGUUAAAUAUGGAGGUUUUGAUGCUUUUGAUGAUGAAGUUGGGGGUGGGGGGAAUUUAGCCCCUCAAGGGUUACCAAUGCAUCGAUUAGGUGAUAAUAAAAUAACUGAAGCAUUUAACCAAACACCGGUUGCUAGUCAAAGCUAUGGAGCUUUAGAUGGUUUGGCAACAAAUAAUGGUAAUACAAGAGAUGAACGUGAUGAUGCUUAUGAUAGAUAUGUUACUGGAAAAAAUUAA
Meloidogyne enterolobii is the source of this 1164-nucleotide messenger RNA. The record is from the annotation of a GenBank genome assembly. Lineage: Eukaryota; Metazoa; Nematoda; Chromadorea; Rhabditida; Meloidogynidae.